Medioppia subpectinata is the source of this 879-nucleotide messenger RNA. NCBI's taxonomy places the organism in Eukaryota, Metazoa, Arthropoda, Arachnida, Sarcoptiformes, Oppiidae. The record is from the annotation of a GenBank genome assembly.
AUGCAAACAAACUUUGAUUUGAGAUCAAACGUCGACUACGAGAGUGAAGACAAUUACGAUUUGAUGAAAGACUGCAUUUAUCCGACACUUUCUGACGGAUUGAAUAAGUUUUUGGCGCCGAUUCUGGUCUCAAAUGUUAUCUUAAAAGAUAAUAAGGAGAAAGAGAUUGAUUUAGUUAAGACAUUGAUCGCAUCGCUUAGUUAUUUAUUACAUCCGUUGUCUUCAUUACUGGGUGUUUGGCAUCCCUUCGAUGUCAUCAAAACUAAUAAAUCUUCAGAUGUUCUCAUUAUUUCAUCUGUUUUGCCACUCAAUCAAUGCUUCAGUUAUGGAACUCAGAUAACGAAUCCAAUGCAAAUAGAGUUACCCCGAUCUAUGGUUGAUGUUGUGGUCGCCUGGAAUAUUCCUAUGCAUAUAUGGCUCAAAACACGUACAAUGUAUUCAACUCUUCAAAGAAAAGGCUUCAAUUUUCAGAUAUGGAGUGUUCUCUUGAGUUUAGGAAUCCUUACAAAACUUGAAUACGAUUUAAGGGAAGAGUUGUCUAAAAUAUUCAACGCUUGCAUUCAUGUCCGACGAUGUCUUCACAAACACAUCGAUUCAAGUGAUAGUAACAAUUCAGUGAACUCUUGGAAUGUCUUCAGGUUUAAUGAUUCGCCCAAAGUAUGUGUCAGUAAAUGGAAACAUAACAACACUCAAUACAACUGCAAAUGGGUUUUUGUGGUCAAUGUGUUGUUCUCAGUGCUGGCCAUCACUCAUCUCGCAUAUCUUGGAUCUACAUUUGAUGGCAAAGAAGAGUCAUCGACGAUGUCUAAUGUUAUGGCAAUUUGGAAAGAGUUGAAAAGGGCUGCCGUCGGCACCAGAUUCAGAGCUUUGAGAGUUUGA